AUGGUCCACCAGAAAUUUCUGAUAAUAUUGUACGAGCUCUUUGUUAUAUAUAUAGAAAAUAUGUGGAUAACCCAGAUAAGUGAUAAAAUAAAUCCUUUAGUAAAUAAUAUUUUGAGAGUGUUCAAAAAUAUUAAUUUAAAGAUUUAUAAAGAGCUAAAUGAUAAUAAUACAACAUUUAUUGCGGUGUGUAAUUAUGAUUAUAACCCAAUUGAUCUUCAUAGAUAUCAACAGUAUAAGCUGCUGUUUGAUUAUUCUAAGGAUUAUCCAGAUAUUGAGCGAGAUACACGUUCUGAACAAAACACAUGUGAUAAAGAUUAUAAGAAAUACAUAGAAGAAUAUAUUAAUAUGUAUAACCAGGCAAAUUCUGAAUGA
Messenger RNA from Plasmodium cynomolgi strain B, 372 nucleotides. RefSeq lists its product as hypothetical. The transcript has 2 exons. Lineage: Eukaryota; Apicomplexa; Aconoidasida; Haemosporida; Plasmodiidae. The record is from RefSeq and is a predicted model, not a curated record. Bases 1 to 372 code for a protein of 123 amino acids.